GGAAAAGGUUCUCUCAACUGCACAUAAUGUGAUGUUGAAAUACGUGCCAUCUUCAACUCUCAAACUCCACCAAACAUUCUAACACUGCAGCCCACUUAUUCAUCAUGGAUGCAGCAACAAACCCCCUCAGUGAGAGCCUAAUGAGCAAGCACCACCCUCAUCAAUCAACAAACAAACUAAGCAUCCUCAGAGCUUUCUCAUGCUGCAGCGGAAAGCGCUUUGGUGGAAAGAAAAGCAGUGGAGGACCACGGUCUGACGCAGAGGAGAGAGUCUAUACAUGGCUAUAUGCCCUGGCCAAAGCUGAAAAGAACUUGAUCUUUGAGUUUGUUAGGUCCACUAAGAGAGGGUUGAGUUUUAAGGAAGCAGAAAGGAGAUUGAAAGAAGAGGGACAAAAUAUACCUGUUCAUGAUACUUUUCCUAGUUGGUGGCAGCUUCUCUGGAAGGCUUUUUUACAUCCUUUUAAUAUUAUCCUUAUUGUUAUGGCCACCCUAUCGUACGUGGCAGAUGAUAAUGCCAAUGGAUGCAUCAUGCUCAUACUUGUUCUGAUAAGUGUAAGCAUUAGAUUCCACCAGGAAUAUAAUAGUUCAAAAGCAGCCAAGCAACUGUCCAAACUGGUAAGAUCUUCAGUUAGAGUGCAGAGAUGUGCUGGAAAAAUUUAUCAAACGGAACUUGUAGUUCAAAUUGAUCAGAGAAAUAUAGUACCUGGUGACAUUAUUCCUUUUGGUCCCGGGGAUCUCUUUCCUGGUGAUGUAAGGCUAAUAACAUCGAAGGAGCUGGUCGUAAGUCAAUCCUCACUGACAGGCGAAUCAGGCAUGACGGAAAAAGUAGCAGAUAUUACAGAAGAGUCAAAUACUUCUUUGCUAGAUCUGAAGAACAUAUGCUUUAUGGGGACAAGCGUGAUAUCGGGGUGUGGAACAGGAUUAGUCAUAUCAACAGGCUCAAAUACUUACAUGAGCACCAUAUUUUCAACAUUAGGAAAAGAGAAACAACCUGAUGCUUUUGAGAAAGGAGUCCGGUGUAUAUCUUACACACUCAUUUGCAUUAUGGUUGUGGCAGUCCCCAUAAUAAUCUUGUCUGAUUACUGGAAAUCUCACAACUUGAGCAAGAGUAUCGUAUUCGGCAUCUCCGUUGCAGUCGCGUUGACUCCACAGAUGUUUCCUCUCAUUGUGAACACCAAUCUUGCAAGGGGAGCAAUUGUUAUGGCGAAAGGCAGAUGCAUUGUUAAGAGCGCAUCGGCCAUACAAAAAAUGGGAUCAAUGGAUAUCUUGUGCAUCGAUAAGACGGGAACUCUCACCAUGGAUCGUGUCAUAAUGGUUCAUCACUUGGAUGCUUGGGGAUUUUCAAAUGAAAUUAUUCUAAGGUUUGCAUUUUUGAAUUCAUACUUCAAAACUGAACUAAAAGGACCCAUUGAUGAUGCAAUUUUGGCAUACGCAUAUAUAAAUGGAUACCGAUUCCAGGCAUCUAGUUGGAGAAAAAUAGAUGAAAUUCCUUUCAAUUUUACAAGAAGAAGAAUGUCUGUUAUUGUCGAAACAAGUUUAAGCAUAAAAGAUGAUGAAAAUUCUCACAGUGCUGAUAUUAUCAGAUAUGUGAUAACAAAGGGAGCAUUAGAAGAAACUUUGAACUUAUGUACCUCAAUUAAACAUGUUGAGAGUGAUGCAAAUGUAGCACUAACUUCGGAAGAUAGGCAGCGAAUCCUUCGAAUGAAUGAGGAACUGAGUAAUGAUGGAUUACGAGUCCUUGGCGUAGCAAUGAGAAGGAUAUCAAAGAGAGCUCACACUAUGGCCAUCGACUACAGAACAGUGGAAUCAGGCAUGAUUUUCCUAGGUAUCAUCUCCUUCUUGGACCCACCAAAGGAUUCAGCAGAACAGGCAUUGUGGCAGCUUGCAGAGAGGGGCGUGAAGGCAAAGGUCUUAACCGGCGACUCCCUCAUUCUAGCAAUAAAGGUCUGUCGAGAGGUCGGCAUCAGCACAACCCAUGUAACAACCGGUCCAGAUCUCGAUCUUCUUGAUGAAAACAAAUUCCACGAGACCAUAAAAAGAGUUACAGUUCUGGCCCGCCUCACUCCAAUUCAAAAGCUUCGAGUCGUUCAAUCUCUACAGAAAGUUGGCAACCAUGUUGUCGGGUAUUUGGGCGAUGGGAUCAAUGACUCGCUAGCACUGGAUGCUGCCGAUGUGGCAAUCUCCGUUGACUCAGGAGCAAGCGUGGCUAAGAACCUCGCAGACAUAAUUCUACUUGAAAAAGAUCUAAAUGUCCUCGUCUUGGGUGUUGAGAAUGGUAGGCUAACUUAUGGAAACACUAUGAAGUACAUAAAAUUGUCCUUAGUUGCAAAUAUCAGUGGUGCUUUCUCUCUCCUCAUCGUGACGAUCUUUCUACAGUUUGAACCACUCACUCCGAAGCAGCUUCUUACCCAAAAUUUUUUGUAUAACUUGGGGCAGAUUGCAAUUCCAUGGGAUAAAAUGGAAGAAGGAUAUGCAAAGAAUCCACAAAGAUGGUCUUCAAAAGAACUACCGAUUUUCAUGCUAUGGAACGGGCCGGUUUGCUCAUUAUUCGAUAUUGCGACCUUCUUGUUACUUUGGUUUUAUUACGGGGCCAAUAAGGCUUCGGCUUCUCAGUUCUUUCAUUCUGCUUGGUUCGUCGAAGGGCUUCUUAUGCAAGCACUUAUAAUUCAUAUGAUCAGAACUCAAAAGAUUCCAUUUAUUCAGGAUACGGCGUCAUGGCCUGUUAUGUUAUCAACAAUCGCGAUAUCGGCAGUUGGGAUCAUUAUCUUGUUUACACCAAUUGGGGAAGUUAUGGGGCUAAUUGGACUUCCGCUAUCGUAUUUCUGCUUUUUGGUGCUGCUUUUUCUUGGGUAUUUUACGCUCGGGCAGGUUGUAAAGAAGGCAUACAUUAUGAUUAACCAGAAAUGGCUAUAAAAAACUCGACUUUUUCUGUGUCAAAUGUAUAAUGAAUGAGAUUUCAUUUCUCAA
This is a messenger RNA of Ananas comosus (pineapple), 2966 nucleotides long. Its product is annotated as magnesium-transporting ATPase, P-type 1-like. Gene Ontology annotation, biological process: magnesium ion transport; monoatomic ion transmembrane transport. Bases 105 to 2912 code for a protein of 935 amino acids. Gene Ontology annotation, cellular component: intracellular membrane-bounded organelle; membrane. The record is from RefSeq and is a predicted model, not a curated record. The transcript has 9 exons. NCBI's taxonomy places the organism in Eukaryota, Viridiplantae, Streptophyta, Magnoliopsida, Poales, Bromeliaceae. Gene Ontology annotation, molecular function: ATP binding; P-type magnesium transporter activity; ATP hydrolysis activity.